Molecule: messenger RNA, 2202 nt
Organism: Prorocentrum cordatum
Lineage: Eukaryota; Dinophyceae; Prorocentrales; Prorocentraceae
Source: the annotation of a GenBank genome assembly
ACGGCCUCUGGCCCGAGCGCAGGGCGGGACCCGGGCGCAGCCUCGCGCGGUGGGCAGCCUCGCGCGGCCGGGUCCGCGCCUUCCGAUGGCGGCCAAGGUGUGCGCUUGGGCAACGUGGGCGGAGUGGAGCGCCGUCCACCGCCAGCUCGCGUCCCCGCUCGGUUCCGAGAGGGGCGCGGGCGUGCGGCGGGUGCAGACGUGGAGAACCCGGGGCAAGCUCCCGGUCGCGGUCGAUCUAACAGGCUCGUUCGUGGAGAUCAUGCUCAACGACCCGGCCCAAAAUCCAGGCACCACGUCGCCGCGGAGCGAGCACGAGCUGCAGCUGCUCUACAGCAUGGCGGUCGUGCGGCUGGUGAACGGCAUCGUCGACCCCGCGCAGAAGAAGGCGAGGGCGGGUAGCAUCGCGAUGCUGGCUCAGGAGCUGGAUUGGCCGCAGUGGUUCGUGGACCUGCGCCACGAGGCGACGCACCAGCGGCUGCCCUCGCUGCACCUGCUGCGGCUGGCGGCGCGGGAGGCGACCUGGCUGCUGCUGGAGAGGUACUGGAGACCACAGCAGGCCCUGGUCGAGCGGCGUGGCCGCCCAGCCCGCGUCGACGCUGCGGGGCGGUCGGUGACGCCGCUUCGCGACGGGCGCUUCCUCAGCCGCCGGCUGCGGCACCUGUGCCAGGCCGCAGCCCGCAGGCGCGGCGUUGCCCCGGGCGCCGGGGGCGAGGCCGGUGGAGAAGAGCUCGCCGAAACCGGUUCUUUUUCCCCUUCAUUUUCGCUUUCUCGGGGCUUCCAGGAGGCGCCCCCCUCGUCGCCACGGCCGGGUCCGUCUCGCAGCGGGCAUCGGCGUGUCUCUCUCUCUAUCUCUCUCUCUCUCUAUUUCUCUCCUGCGCCCCCAACUCACCAGGGCCAUACCAGCGGGGAGGCCGACGUGGCCGAAGGCCAAGCCGCCAUCGCCGCCCAGGCGCGGUCGCCAGCGGUCGCGGCGGUGGCCGAGGGCUCGGCGGCGCGCGAAGCCCGUGAGCUGCUGGCGCUGUGCCCAGACGAGGGCAGGCUGCUGGGGCAGCUCUCGGGGACGCUGCUGGCGGGGCAGCCGCGGGCGGACGGCCGGGAGGCGCGUGCAGUUCACGCGCUCCUGGCGGCAGGCUCCGACAACCUGGCGCCAAGGCUCGCGCGCCACGUGGUGUGCCAGGCGCUGGGGUGGAGGAGCCCGGUCCCCGAGCCCGCGCCGGACAAUAGCCCGAGUCUCAGGAAUAUCUGCGACGGCUGCGUCGGCGAAGAGCACUCGGCGGCGGCAUCCUGCGCCGACGUGGGCGCGGUAGAGGAGGAGGACGCCGACCGCAUGCUACGGUGGUUGGAGGCGCUCCUGGCACGCGACCGUGAGGGCGCCAGCCCCAGCAGCUUUACGGCCUCCGUGGCCGAGCUGGCACCACUAAUGCGGCAGGCGGCGCUUGGGCGCAUCGCCGCGGCUGCCGCCGCCGCCCCCGCCCGCUCGGGGGCACUGACGGCGCGCGCGGCAAGGGUGUGGCAGGUGAUCGGCGAGGCGGGGUUGGAUUCGGGGGCGGAGUGCUUCGCGUCGCUGUGCUGCGGCGAGCCGUCAGGUGGGCUGGCAGCCCCCACCCUAGAGGACGCCGAGGGCCUCCCGCAGGCCCUCAAGAGGCGGAGGCUGGGGCGCGCCGGCGCGUCCGCCGCUCCGUGGACAGCGGUGGGCACCGUCCUGGACCCCAACACCCUCGAGAUCCGGUGCCGGCCCGAGAGAGGCGCCGCGUCGGCGUUCUUGGACGAGGCGGCGCGCUGCUGGCAGCGCUGGGCCGAUCAGGUGGGCGCGGAGGGUGCCCCCGCUCAGGGCCCAGAAGAGGCCCCCACCGCCUCGGGGCCCACUGGCGCGCCUCCGCGGGCAGUCGUGCCCAUCGCCAAGAAGAAGGCCACGGCGCCGCCGCCAGCGAAGGCCGCCGAGGGAGCGGACGAGGACUGCGCAGGGGCGGCGCCCGGGGGGCUGGGGCAUGCGGCGCUAGGGGCCGCGGGCGAGGAGGCGGAGUUCCGCAGCCGCGCCGCCGCACUGCUCGAGGCUGCGGGGCUGCCCGCCAGCCAGGGCUGAGCGGGCCCGCGGCCGAGCCGGGCAGAGCAGCCACGACUGGGGCAGCAGUGUUGCAGUUGGUCGGCGAGGACCGCAGCAAGGGGGGAAGGAGGGCAGGCGAGGUGCGCCAGGCGAGGUAA